Molecule: messenger RNA, 1554 nt
Organism: Clonostachys byssicola
Lineage: Eukaryota; Fungi; Ascomycota; Sordariomycetes; Hypocreales; Bionectriaceae
Source: the annotation of a GenBank genome assembly
AUGGCUGCUCUCCCUCACAAGCUGGACGUUCUCGUCAUCGGUGGAGGCAAUGCUGGCUUCAGCGCCGCCGUCUCCGCCGCUCAAUCCGGCGCCAGCAGCGUCCUGCUCAUCGACAGAGCGCCCGAGGAGUGGGCGGGCGGAAACACAUAUUUCACCGCCGGUGCAUACCGUACCGCGCACGGAGGGCUGCAGGACUUGCUCCCCCUCGUCAACAACGUCUCCCAGGAGCAGGCGGGCAAGAUCGAGCUUGCCCCCUACUCCGAGCAGGACUUCAUGGAUGAUCUAAACAAGGUCUGCAUGGGGCGGUCGGAUCCCGGGCUGGCUAAGAAGCUCAUCUCCGAGUCCAAUAAGACCGUCAAGUGGCUCCAUGGCAAUGGCAUCCGGUUCCAGCUGUCGUUCAAUCGCCAGGCUUAUGAAGUUGACGGGAAGAUCAAGUUCUGGGGCGGCCUUUCUCUCAAGACUCAGGACGGCGGGAAAGGUCUUAUUGCCGACCACCGAGCCGCGGCAGAGCGACACAAUGUCCAGGUGUCUUGGUCAACAUUGCUGAGCGACAUCAAGCGCAACGGCGACGGCUCAUUCACCGUCACUCUCCAAGUAGACGGCGUACCACAGGAAUUGUCCGUCGGGGCUAUCAUAUUUGCUGCCGGAGGCUUCGAGUCUAACGCUCAGAUGCGCAGCCAGUUCCUGGGACCCGGUUGGGACAUGGCCAUGGUUCGCGGCACGCCCUACAAUACCGGAGAUUGUCUGAACUAUGCCGUCGGCGAGCUCGAUGCAAAGGCCGUGGGAAAUUGGUCCGGAUGCCAUUCCGUUGCGUGGGAUGCAAAUGCUGACCCUGAUACUGGAGACCGGGUUGCAUCUAACGAGUACACCAAGUCUGGAUACCCGCUUGGUCUCAUGUUCAACAUCGACGGCCAGCGAUUUGUCGACGAGGGGAUCGACAUGAGGAACUAUACAUAUGCCAAGUUCGGCCGUGCUAUCUUACAGCAGCCCGAGCAUAUUGCCUUCCAAGUCUGGGAUGCUCAAACGAGCCCAUGGCUCCGGUCAGAGGAAUACCGCGAGGAGCGCGUAGAGCGCAUCACCGCAUCUACGCUGGAAGAACUCGCGAUCAAGUGCGGCUCCCGGGGCCUCCGAGACCAGGAAUCAUUCCUCAGAAACCUCAGAGAAUACAACGAGGCUGUGUAUACCCACCGUCGAGAGAAUCCAAAUAUGAAGUGGGAUCCCGCGGUCAAGGACGGUCUGUCCACCCAAUCGUCCAAGAAGCAGCUGGCGUUGGCAAAGUCGAACUGGGCCCUGCCUGUGGACCAGGGACCUUUCGUCGCCGUUAAGGUCACUUGUGGCAUCACCUUUACCUUUGGCGGGUUGAAGGUUGACCCUGAGACUGCAGGAUUGAUCAGUGCAUCAACCGGCAAGCCCAUGCCGGGUCUGUUCUGCGUGGGCGAGAUGAUGGGUGGGCUGUUUUAUUCCAACUACCCUGGUGGCAGCGGACUGACAUCCGGAGCUGUCUUCGGAAGGAAGGCUGGAAGGGCCGCAGCAGCUACCAGCAAGAAAACGUAG